Cetraspora pellucida is the source of this 138-nucleotide messenger RNA. The record is from the annotation of a GenBank genome assembly. Lineage: Eukaryota; Fungi; Glomeromycota; Glomeromycetes; Diversisporales; Gigasporaceae.
AUGUAUACACCUGCAUUUCGUUUAUUCACAUCGUUUAUUCAUGCUCAAAUUGGUAUGCUCAAAUUGAAAUACUCAAAUUGGAAUAAAAUUCCGCAUCAAGGCUUAAUUAGUGUAAUCGGAUUUAUCGGAUUUUACUAA